GGCCCCGACGCGUUGGGACAGGGGUGUAGGGCUGGGGAUUCUGGAGGAGAGCUUAUCCAAGGAACAGGAUGCCGACGAGACCACCAAAAUCUCCACUUAGGGAAGUGGGAAUCUUUGACUGUGGAACAUUGGGCAGGAGCUUUGCGAUUGGCUGGUCAAGAAGGAGGAGGCAGAAUGUCUGCAUUGUUACACCAUAGAAUUCAAAAUUGAGAAGACUUUGUGUUAAACAGUAUCAUUUACUCUGCAAAUGAUCAUGCCUUUACCUGUCCUCUCUGAUGAUCACAAACUAACGAAACAUACUUUAAGUCUUAUAAAUUCAGGUUACACUGUUUUUCAGAUGCCCUGGCAGCUAGUACAGGGCCUGUGAAAAAUGGAACCAAACUCUCUGAGGACUAAAGUCCCAGCUUUUUUGUCUGACUUGGGGAAGGCCACAUUGAGGGGAAUCAGAAAGUGUCCCCGCUGCGGCACAUACAAUGGAACCCGGGGCCUGAGCUGUAAGAACAAGACAUGUGGAACCAUAUUUCGCUAUGGUGCACGGAAGCAGCCUAGUGUUGAAGCUGUCAAAAUCAUCACAGGCUCUGAUCUGCAGGUCUACUCUGUACGGCAAAGAGACCGGGGUCCUGAUUACCGAUGCUUUGUGGAGCUUGGUGUUUCAGAGACGACAAUCCAGACAGUAGAUGGAACUAUCAUCACUCAGCUGAGCUCUGGACGGUGUUACGUCCCAUCCUGCCUGAAAGCUGCUACCCAAGGCGUUGUGGAAAACCAAUGCCAACACAUCAAACUGGCAGUGAAUUGCCAGGCAGAAGCUACCCCUCUGACCCUGAAGAGUUCAGUCUUGAAUGCCAUGCAGGCCUCCCCAGAAACCAAACAGACCAUUUGGCAGUUGGCCACAGAACCCACGGGUCCCCUGGUACAGAGGAUUACUAAAAACAUCUUGGUGGUGAAAUGCAAGGCAAGCCAGAAGCAUAGUUUGGGAUAUUUGCAUACAUCUUUUGUGCAGAAAAUCAGUGCCAAAAGCUUGCCUGAGCGCCGCUUCUUCUGCUCCUGUCAGACUCUGAAAUCGCACAAGUCAAGCUCUUCUAAGGAAGAGGCAGCCCAGAGAUGCAUUCAUUUCUUUGCUUGCAUCUGUGCCUUUGCUAGUGAUGAGACAUUGGCUCAGGAAUUCUCAGACUUCCUAAAUUUUGAUUCCAGCGGUUGCCAUUCAGAAUCAUCUGUAUCAGCUUGUGAGUCUACUGCCUCCAAGCCAAAGAAGAGGAAAAAGGAUGAAGUAUCUGGUGCACAGAUGAACAAUUCACUAAUGCCUCCAGAUGCAGUGAGCAGUAAUCUAAGGAAGAGUGGCCUGAAAAAACCCGUGGUUGCUUCUUCAUUAAAAAGGCAGGCAUGUGGCCAGCUGUUAGAUGAGGCACAAGUGACCCUAUCCUUCCAAGACUGGCUGGCCAGUGUGACAGAACGUAUUCAUCAAACCAUGCACUAUCAGUUUGAUGGCAAACCAGAGCCACUGGUGUUCCACAUUCCUCAGUCCUUUUUUGAUGCGCUGCAACAGAGAAUAUCAAUAGGAAGUGCAAAAAAACGUCUCCCCAACUCCACCACAGCUUUUGUUCGAAAAGAUGCCUUGCCGCUGGGAACCUUUUCCAAGUACACCUGGCAUAUCACUAAUAUUCUACAAGUUAAGCAAAUCUUAGAUACCCCAGAGAUGCCCUUGGAAAUCACCCGUAGCUUUAUCCAGAACCGAGAUGGGACUUAUGAGCUGUUUAAAUGCCCCAAAGUGGAAGUGGAGUGCAUAGCAGAAACUUACGGUCGCAUAGAAAAGCAACCAGUGCUUCGACCCUUGGAACUAAAAACUUUCCUCAAAGUUGGAAACACUUCCCCAGACCAAAAAGAGCCCACACCUUUCAUCAUCGAGUGGAUCCCAGACAUCCUUCCCCAAUCCAAGAUUGGCGAGCUGCGGAUCAAGUUUGAGUAUGGUCACCACCGGAAUGGGCAUGUGGCAGACUACCAAGACCAACGGGCCCCUCUGGACCAGCCCUUGGAACUGGCCCCUUUGACCACUCUCACUUUCCCUUGAGGCAAAACAAGAGUUUUUUUGCUGCUAAAUUUGCACAUCCUCACCUUGACCACUUUAAAUACUAGUUUGGCACUUAGAUGGCCCCAUUCUUUAGUGAAACUGCUCUUAGCUAAUCGGGUUCUGCUGAAGAAAAACUCAUAAAUAGCCUUUUGGGUGCUGCUUUGUAUUAUCUUCAUUAUAAGUUGGACAGUUUAAAACUGGCUACAGUUUUAAAAGGAACAAAAAGAAAACCAACUCACUUUCCUUCUUAUAGAUUCACCCUUAGACUUUAUUUCAACCUUUUUCUAGUUCUCUAAGAAGUUAGCAGCACUCAGCCUUAUGCCAACAGUGUUAGAAAAUUAAUACCCCAGUUAGGGCAGAAGGUAAAGGACCAUCUUGGCAGAGUUCCAGCCAUGCUUUUUAUUCUGUUCUCAAAUAAAGCAAAGUGUCACUAGUUUUUCCAAAUUAUACCUCAUGCUGGCCUAAUUAUUCCACUGUAAACUUUAGGAGAGAUUGACCUGAUAGUGAAAUAUAGGGAAAAAAGGUCUGGGCAGCAAGAGAUUAUUGAUAUUUCUAACUAAUGCUUAUAAUUGCUUAGUCACUUGACAUUUAUUUCCUUUUUUUAUUCUUCAAAAAGUUUUAAGUUGGUAAAAUUCUGUUUAUGGAUUCACUGAUCACAGAAUGGAGAUACUAAAAAAGAAAUGGAAAGGUGUCUUCAAGGAGGAAAGAAGGGAACAUAUAUUUUCUAUGUGCUUACCAUAUACCAGGCACUUUGUUUUACAUUCUCAUAUCAUCAUUUUUCUCAUUGAAUCCUUUUUUUUUUUUAAGUAAGCAGCCUCUUUGAGGUUAUAUAUCUUGUUGGAAACACAUUAAAAGGAAUGUUUAGGGGGCCUAGAGUUUAGGCUCAGUGGUAGAGCGCUUGCCUAGCAUGUGUGAGGC
Messenger RNA from Urocitellus parryii (Arctic ground squirrel), 2983 nucleotides. RefSeq names its product chromosome 12 C2orf42 homolog (gene C12H2orf42). The record is from RefSeq and is a predicted model, not a curated record. NCBI's taxonomy places the organism in Eukaryota, Metazoa, Chordata, Mammalia, Rodentia, Sciuridae. Gene Ontology annotation, cellular component: nucleus.